Molecule: messenger RNA, 630 nt
Organism: Microthlaspi erraticum
Lineage: Eukaryota; Viridiplantae; Streptophyta; Magnoliopsida; Brassicales; Brassicaceae
Source: the annotation of a GenBank genome assembly
AUGGCAAGGGGUCGAAAGCUGACGAUGAGCCAGAGCGAGAGGUAUCUAGGAAACAACUAUAUUUACGGUGACAGUAACGGUAACUCCGUCACCGACGAAUCAGAGCUCACGGAAGAGGACAUCUGGUCUCACGCCGUCGAUCACAGCGCCGACGAUCGCUCGGAGAUUCCGGAAUCUUUCGGCGCGUGGAGCUCACGCGAUUCGGUGGUGAGGAACGGCCGCGUGGGUGGUGGUGGUCUGUCCCUGGCGAUUGCGGACACGUCAUCUUCGCCGAGGAUCGUGCACCAGAUAAGCUGCGGAGGAGGAGGAGAAGGUGGUGCUGGAGGAGGAGGGAAAAGCCAGCGACAGUUGGCGUCGUCGGCGCCGGUGAACGUGCCGGACUGGAGUAAGAUCUACCGAGUCAACUCGGUCGAGUCGAUACACGAGUCUGAGGAAGAGGACGAGGAAGACUCCGGGAUGAUGCCUCCGCACGAGUACCUGGCGAAGAGCCAAAAGAGGCGGAGCAGGAAAUCUGGCGGCGGAGGCGGCGGCGGCGCGUCGGUGUUUGAAGGAGUAGGAAGGACUCUCAAAGGACGAGAGUUAAGGCGCGUUCGCGACGCGAUUUGGAGCCAAACUGGGUUCUACGGCUAA